CUGCAAACCCGCGGCUAAACACUCAGGGAAGUUUUGCAGCCGAAACAUUCGCCCGGUAGACUAUUGAUUAAGUAGCUUGACCUCUCGCUGAAACGGUGUCCGCGCUACGGUGCCAUCUCGUCUGAAACGGUAACACAUUUUCCCGGAAUAUUGACAACUUCUUUUCUACAAUUUAUAGUUUGAAAGCAAGACAUAAUCGAAAUUGCUUUUUAUUUUAAUCUGGUAUACUGUGAGACCAUUUGAAAUCGUAAGUUAAACAAACAACUGUGACCCAAAGAAGACGCUGCAUUGCUUUCGUGAUUCAUAACAGAGGGUCUUCCUCUGAGUUGCCAUGGUGACCUCACCUAGAAGCAGCCAAGCCUCACUGGAUUUGGACGGGUCAUAGAUAAAACAGCAGGCAGGAUGAAGACGAGGCUGCUGGGGAUGAAGACGAGGCUGCUGGGGGCGGGCCUGCUGCUCACCUGUUCUCUGGUCCUCUUCGCUACGCCAGUGUCCACCGGCAACCGCAGUGCCGUGGGAGCAUCAGGUCUGUCCCAGGUGAAACCCGGGACCUGUGAGGUGGUGGCCGCCCACCGCUGCUGCAACAGGAACAAGAUGGAGGAACGCUCGCAGACGGUCAAGUGCUCCUGCCUACCUGGCCACGUGGCAGGGACCACACUCGCCCAGCCCUCCUGCGUGGAAGCCUCCAUCGUGCGUCAGAAGUGGUGGUGCAAGAUGAGACCCUGUCUGGAUGGCGAGGAGUGUCGUGUGCUGCCCGAUCUCACCGGCUGGUCCUGCAUCUUUGGGAACAAGGUCAAAACCACCAAGGUGACGCGUUAACAGGAGUGGCGUGUGGCGUUAACAGGAGUGGCGUUAACAGGAGUGGCGGGGCGCUGAAGAGACACUGAGUUGGAUGGACGUUCUGGACGCACAGUCGGCUUAGAAACACAAGGACACACAACACACUGGACCAUGAGUCCAUUACAGACGGUUAAACUCAUCACAACACACUUAUGAGGCCAUUACAGACGGUUAAACUCAUCACAACACACUGGACCAUGAGGCCAUUACAGACAGUUAAACUCGUCACAACACACUCCAAUCAGUGAGGACAUCUGAAAGCCAUAUGUGGGACUAUGAGGUAAUUUCCUGAUGGCACUUAUGACAUCAUGUUGACUCUUGCUGUUGAGAGCUUGUGUGACGAGCCUGAGGAACAGACGCAAUGCCCUUUAUUCAACAAAAUCAUCAGGAAACUGGACUGAUAUGUUUGCUAAUAUUGUAGCAUUGUUGAUUUGGGGUCAGAGUGGUGCAAAUGAAGCCCAUGAGCAAUGGCACAGUGUCUGGUAAACGCUGUGUUACUAACGUCUCUAAAUAAACAGGUCUUUUUUCAGUAGUAAA
Molecule: messenger RNA, 1377 nt
Organism: Alosa sapidissima (American shad)
Lineage: Eukaryota; Metazoa; Chordata; Actinopteri; Clupeiformes; Clupeidae
Product: chemokine-like protein TAFA-4
Exons: 6
Coding region: 403-819 (138 amino acids)
Molecular function (GO): receptor ligand activity
Source: RefSeq, a predicted model, not a curated record